AGCCCAAGCGGGCACCUCGGUGUUUACACGGGGCGGCCCCGCGCGCGCCGCAGCGGCCCGCAGACGGCGAGGGGGAGGGGUGGCGCGCGCGCCGGCGGGGCCGCGCGGGGAGAAAGACACUGGAAGGCGGCGGGGCGGGGAGCGGCGCGCGCGGGCCGCGGCGGAGCAGGAGACUGAGAGGAGAGCCCGCGGGGGCCGGAGGGUGCGAUUCCUCCGCCCCCGCAAAACAAUGUGCAGCGUGCGGCUGGGCGCAACUUGCCGGAGGCGGCGGGGGCGCGCCGAGCCCGCCUGAGACCGCGCCGCUGACCUUCUCCCCCCGCCGUCCGUUGGGCCCGAGCGCCCAGCUCCUCGCUCCCCAGCUCGCGGGGGCCGGGCCGAGCUGCGGGGCGGGGCCGCCCCUCCGUCGCUGCUGCCUCCUCCCCCACCCCCAGCCGCGGAGGAUGCGGACGGCCCCCGGCGGCGUCUAGCGGCCCCGGGCCCAGGCGCGAUGGUGCAGCAGCGGGGCGCGAGGGCCAAGCGGGACGGCGGGCCGCCGCCCCCGGGGCCCGGGCCGGCCGAGGAGGGGGCGCGUGAGCCCGGCUGGUGCAAGACGCCGAGCGGCCACAUUAAGAGACCGAUGAACGCGUUCAUGGUGUGGUCGCAGCACGAGCGGCGGAAGAUCAUGGACCAGUGGCCCGACAUGCACAACGCCGAGAUCUCCAAGCGCCUGGGCCGCCGCUGGCAGCUGCUGCAGGACUCGGAGAAGAUCCCGUUUGUGCGGGAGGCGGAGCGGCUGCGCCUCAAGCACAUGGCGGAUUACCCGGACUACAAGUACCGGCCGCGCAAAAAGAGCAAGGGGGCGCCCGCCAAGGCGCGGCCCCGCCCCCCCGGCGGCGGUGGUGGCGGCAGCCGGCUCAAGCCCGGGCCGCAGCUGCCUGGCCGCGGGGGCCGCCGAGCAGCGGGCGGGCCUUUGGGGGGCAGCGCGGCGGCGCCCGAGGACGACGACGAGGACGACGACGAGGAGCUGCUGGAAGUACGCCUGGUCGAGACCCCAGGGAGGGAGCUGUGGAGGAUGGUCCCAGCGGGGCGGGCUGCCCGGGGACCCGCGGAGCGCGCCCAAGGGCCGUCGGGCGAGGGGGCGGCUGUCACCGCCGCCUCCCCCACUCCGUCGGAGGACGAGGAGCCAGAGGAAGAGGAGGAGGAGGCGGCGGCGGUGGAGGAAGGCGAAGAGGAGACGGUGGCGUCGGGGGAGGAGCCGCUGGGCUUUCUGUCCAGACUGCCCCCCGGCCCCGCCGGCCUGGACUGCAGCGCCCUGGACCGCGACCCGGACCUGCCGCCCCCCUCGGGCACGUCGCAUUUCGAGUUCCCGGACUACUGCACCCCCGAAGUUACCGAGAUGAUCGCGGGGGACUGGCGCCCGUCUAGCAUCGCCGACCUGGUUUUCACCUACUGAGCCCACCGUCAGCGGGGCGCGCACGCCCCCAAACCAGCUGUUUACAUACAGGAAUCAGGUAUUGGGGCCCCUCGGAGGCCGAGGCUGGCACCCCAUCUCCCGCGCAGCCUCCCCCCUCCCAGACGUGCCCAUCCCCCUCAAACCCAGACAUGCCCCUCCCCCGCAGACACACCCCAAGGCAGCCCAACCCCCACUCUUUCCCUGACAUCCAAGCCCCGCCCCGUCUUGCCCCCUCCCGCACAGCCACCAGCAGCCAGCCCCCCUCCGUUACACCUCCCGUCCACUCCUACAGACCUGCACCCCUCCCCCCACCUCGCACACGCCCCUCCUCGUGGCCGGAGGACACGCCCCUGCCCUUGCUCCCGAUCCCUCCGCCUUCGCCCAGCCCGCCUCCUCUCUGGUUUAGGGGGGCGCUGCGGCUGGGCGGCACCGCGCGCUCCUCCCAAACCCCUUCGCUCCCCUCCCCCGAGCACUGGGGCCCGCCCCCUUCUCGCGCAUGCUUAAUGCUUCUUAGGAGGAGGGGGCCGGUCCCAGUUGAACCGCAAGCCUCUGUGGCCCGCUCCGGGAAGAAGUGGGGCGGGCAUUGAGCGAUCCUUAGAAAUCUUUUGAUCCGGGAGCCGCGGCUUCCUUUCAACCCGACGGGGCGUCUCUGCCUUAAUGGGAGGAGCACUAGGAAAGGGGAGAAAGAGACUAGCUGGCCCGGAAGGGUUGGGUUUGGCGCUUGGAACUCUCCCUAAGUGGCAUAACCCCUUUUCCUUGCGGGGUUACCCAGACUGACGUGCACCCUCCCGCCUGCUAUACACACACCGCUAGACUGCCUCCACAGUCUACCUUGGCACCCAGAAACUUGCCUUUUCUUUCCCCCAUCCGGGAAUUGGGAAUAGGGUCUUCAUCUGGAACUGCACCACGAGAGGACCGCCCAAGAAAGCUCUGAACCAAGGCAAUUAUCAGUCUAUUUGGGGAAAAGGGCCUUGCUGCUCUCCACCCCCAUCCCAAGUGCCCCAUCACGUUAAGGCACAUUCCCAGCCUGGACUCCUCCCUUAAGCCCACCGCCCUUUUCUAUCACUCAAGUCCUGUGCCCAUAGUGACAGUAUUCAGUGGGAGAAGCUGAGGCACGUUGGUACGGGGGCGGGGGUGUUGAGACUGAGGCAUGAGAGCAGACGGAGUGACCAGAAGAGACCCACUUUUGAACAGCUGGCUUGAGACCAUCGACUGGGCCAGUGACACCGAAGGGAGGGGCAGAGUAGUGGAGGUGUGCCGUUUGCGCCUGUUUUCCCGUGUGAAAAAUCUGGAUAGCGCUGCUGGCUGCUGUCGGAGGAGGUUGUGUCCGGUUCUAGGUGCCCUCGGGGACCCCUGCCCCAAAUUCCCCCUCUUACUCCCCAACUGUCCGCUCAAGUCCCACCCCUCCGGCCUCCCCAUACCCCCUUUUGCCCUCACUACCUGUAUCUCACCGGCGUGUGUUCACCCUCCUGGGUGAGCACACACUCUCAUUCACACACACAAAUCUCAGGAACAAACGGUCCCAGAGUCCUCCUGGACCCCUGCCCAGGGUCUCUGCAGGUCUCUGCCCCACGCGUUCCCGUCGCUGACAAAGCCACCAGCUGCCUCCUUUAAGCUUGGUGCUCCGGCUCUGGGCCUUUCUCGCGCUCUCUCUCUCUCUGUCUUUCUCUUUCUCUCUUUCUCUCUCUCUCUCUCUCUUUUUUUUUUUUUUUUUAAGAAAAACAACAACAACAAAAAGACAAUGAAAAAAACCCAGAAAACGUCAUGUGAGUGAAGAGAUGUCACUGUCUGUGGUCUUGGAGAACUAGUCUAGUAGCUGAGGGGAGGGGUCCCCCGAUCUGGGGCACUGGCACCCACAGCAGGACUUCGCCAGUCUGAUGCCAGGACUGAAUAAAGUGUAUUUGCCCCGA
Messenger RNA from Leopardus geoffroyi (Geoffroy's cat), 3342 nucleotides. It is a transcript of the gene SOX12, whose product is annotated as SRY-box transcription factor 12. The record is from RefSeq and is a predicted model, not a curated record. Bases 488 to 1432 code for a protein of 314 amino acids. Gene Ontology annotation, molecular function: RNA polymerase II cis-regulatory region sequence-specific DNA binding; DNA-binding transcription factor activity, RNA polymerase II-specific. The transcript has a single exon. NCBI's taxonomy places the organism in Eukaryota, Metazoa, Chordata, Mammalia, Carnivora, Felidae. Gene Ontology annotation, biological process: anatomical structure morphogenesis; positive regulation of transcription by RNA polymerase II; negative regulation of transcription by RNA polymerase II.